AUGAUCAAUCCAAUACUGCAUGGUAAUCGCUGUGCCACGAUACUUAAUCAGCAAUGUCCUGCCUGUUUUGAAGGAGUCGUGUUUGGCCGAAAGCUGGAAGAGGGCGGCAAUAUUCACGUGGCUACAGAUGGGAACUUCCACCAUCGACAUCAGCGUUCGGCAGGUGAUUCACCCCAUUUUUAUGACCCUUCUUACUUCUUGCUGAAGGCACAGGUUGAUACAAUUGGCCAUCAUAUUGAUCAGAGUCGUAAGUCUGCACCAAAGCCACAUGCACCGCUUGUGCACCAUGAGGCUAUUGAUCUAUGCGAGAACUCAUAUAAGGCCGCUAAUGGAAAGAAGCAAAAAGCCACCAUGGACAGCUUCGACGACACCGGAUAUAAUAUACUUCCUGAAACUGUAACAAAGCGCUUGCGAUUCGCAACAAUGGCUAUGCAUGCCUAUGGGCAUGAGUGGUCAUGCCAGCUUGUAUACAACCCACAAAUAUGUGAAGGCCUUGGCCUUUCAGAUGGAGAAGGCACCGAGAGGCUGUGGUCGAGGUUCAUCCGCUUGAUAGGUAUCCAGCGCUCUUCAUCUAGACAGUAUCGGUUGUGGCUAAUUGACCGCCAAGCUGCCGCCAUAGGCCUUGAAAUGCGCGCAGACCUUGGGGAUUGGAUCCGACAUCAACUCAAAUGUGGAAUUGAUGAGCAAGGGAUGACUGCACAGAAGACCCUGAAUGGAUGCAACACCACAAUUGAAGACUUACGACAUCAUCACCAACGUCUCAUGGACAAAGUUGAUGUACUAUAUGCUUCCCUUAACAUUAACGACAAAUUCCCCAAACUUGAAGGAAUCAACAUUGAAUUUGUUCAGACACUUCUCUUGGCACGAGACCUCAAGAUCAACAUUCGGAAGCAUGCAAUUGGGAGUUUCUUUGAGUGGGACAAACUCAAUUGUGCUGUUGGUGGCUCACAACAAGCAUUAGGCACGAAACUUCACCAGCAGACUCGUAAGGCCAUUUUGAAGCGGCAACCAGCCUUGCUGGCCGCACUAUGUAAAUUCAAUGUGUACUGUGAGCGCCUCGAAGACCUAUAUGAAUCAGGUUGUGGUAUUCCCCUUCCUACACCUCUCCCAACCAAGCUGAAUGAGCUACGUGAUGAUCAAAGUUUGAUGGAGGACAUUUGGAUUGCACCUUCAGUGGGGGAGGUUACUCAUUGGCUGGAUGAUCAGGAUGUCCAUGAUGGUAUAUGUGCUAUGUUAAAGCAUGAUAGAUGCAUCAAGGAGAAACAACAUCUUGGGUUAGAGGCUGAUAACCUUUGCAGGUGGUUUGGUGAUGAGCUCGCUGCAAUAGAACUCGCUCUGCAGUUGCCUCAAAACAUCAGAUUUUCCAUUCUACUAUGCCAAUGGCAAGAGCAUCUUGGACAUCUUCAAAUUUGUUGGUCCAACCCGCUUGCCUCAUUGUUACAGUUUGAGUCCCAAGAAAAACAUGAUAAGUCAUUAGCGAUGAGGCUCUCAGGUGCCACCCAAGCAAUUGCUCUUCGCUGGAUUCCUGAAACCUCAAUAUCAUGCACUACUCCUCUGGAGGAUGACGAGGAUCCGGAGAUCAUCCCUGCUUCUAACGAUGUUCCACCCAAGCAAAUUGCACUUGUCGACGUCAUGGACAUUGAUACCCCUGACAGCGAAGAUGAAGAAGACAUCAAUAUACAGACUGAACAUCACGCUGUCAUCACCUGGCAUCCGCCAAAGAUUUUCGAACCUAAGGACAUCAAGAUCCUCGCAUCAUGUACCGCAUUCCUGAAUGAUGCACUCGUUAAUGGCUGUGCAGCACUCAUCUAUUCUGAGUCUCUGGAAGUUUUUUCUACUGUAGAGCAAUAUGCAAUCAUGUCCACACACGACCUCCCUGUCAUAUCCUGUACCUCCAGAUCCGGAAUUCUGGAACCCCACUACUAA
This is a messenger RNA of Suillus paluster, 1926 nucleotides long. RefSeq lists its product as uncharacterized. The transcript has 8 exons. The record is from RefSeq and is a predicted model, not a curated record. Bases 1 to 1926 code for a protein of 641 amino acids. Lineage: Eukaryota; Fungi; Basidiomycota; Agaricomycetes; Boletales; Suillaceae.